Messenger RNA from Poeciliopsis prolifica (blackstripe livebearer), 1627 nucleotides. RefSeq names its product acetyl-CoA acetyltransferase 1 (gene acat1). The record is from RefSeq and is a predicted model, not a curated record. The coding region runs from base 92 to 1354 and encodes 420 amino acids. Lineage: Eukaryota; Metazoa; Chordata; Actinopteri; Cyprinodontiformes; Poeciliidae. Gene Ontology annotation, molecular function: acetyl-CoA C-acetyltransferase activity. The transcript has 12 exons. Gene Ontology annotation, biological process: fatty acid beta-oxidation.
CUGUAUUGGUUGGUGUUGUCUUAACCCCUUGCAGUGCUCUGCCUAGCUGAAGGUGAAGCUCUCCUGCUGUGUUUUUGUCUUUGAGGCUAAAAUGUCCUCCGGCAGACUGUUAACCGCGCAGUCUCGGACGUGUAAGCGCCUGGCUCACAAUUACUUUGCCAGAACGUACGCGUCACGGCCUUCGCUUAAUGAAGUGGUCAUCGUCAGCGCAGUGCGGACUCCAAUGGGCUCCUUCAGAGGCAGCCUGGCAGCAGUUCCAGCCACCAAACUGGGCUCUGUUGCUAUUAAAGGAGCCAUAGAGAAAGCAGGAAUUUCUCCUGAAGAGGUGAAGGAAGUUUACAUGGGCAACGUGCUUCAGGCGGCGGAGGGUCAGGCUCCCACACGACAGGCCCUGCUGGGGGCAGGUUUGACCAUUGGGACACCAGCAACAACCAUCAACAAAGUGUGUGCUUCUGGGAUGAAGUCCAUCAUGUUGGCGGCACAGAGUCUAAUGUGUGGACAUCAGGAUGUUAUGGUUGCAGGAGGCAUGGAGAGCAUGUCCAACGUGCCGUACGUCAUGGCCAGAGAGGCGCCACCCUAUGGAGGCGUGAGGAUGGAGGACCUCAUUGUCAAGGACGGCCUCACGGACGUCUACAACAAGUUCCACAUGGGCAACUGUGCAGAGAACACAGCGAAGCAGUGCAAGAUCAGCAGAGAGGAGCAGGACGCCUACGCCAUCAGCUCCUACAGCCGCAGCAAAGCGGCGCACGAGUCCGGCGUGCUGGCCAAGGAGAUUGUGCCAGUCAGCAUUCCACAGAGAGGGAAACCAGACGUGGUGGUGUCCGAGGACGAGGAGUGGAGGAAGGUGGACUUCAGCAAAGUGCCCAAACUGAAGGCAGUCUUCCAGAAAGAGAACGGCACGGUGACGGCAGCUAACGCUAGCACACUGAACGAUGGAGCAGCCGCUCUCGUUCUGAUGACGGCAGACGCCGCAAAGAGACUCAACGUCACGCCGCUGGCCAGGAUCGUCUCUUUCGCUGAUGCAGCCGUCGCACCCAUCGACUUCCCCAUCGCUCCGGCGUACGCUGUGCCAAAGGUUCUAGACGCAGCUGGCCUGAAGAAGGAGGACAUCGCCAUGUGGGAGAUCAACGAAGCCUUCAGCGUGGUCGUGCUGGCCAACAUCAAAAUGCUCGACAUCGACCCGGCAAAAGUCAACGUCAACGGAGGAGCUGUGUCUUUGGGACACCCGAUUGGAAUGUCUGGGGCGAGGAUCGUGGGUCACAUGGUGCACAACCUGAAGUCCGGCCAGUUCGGACUCGCUGGGAUCUGCAACGGAGGAGGCGGAGCGUCUUCCAUCCUCAUCCAGAAGUUGUAGGGGAGAAAAAGCUGAGCGGAGCCGUCCGUGUUUUCUGCUUUUACAUUGCGUGGAAGCCAGUAGCUCCAAGCGGUUAGGACAUCAACGUGACUGUAAAGAGUGCAUUUGUUACAACUUUAGUUCCAGGGGCCUUAAUCAACAAAACUUAACACUCAACGCUGAUAUUGUCAUGACUCCAACGUACUAAACACUCCCUUGUUUGAUGGAAUGUCUUGUCAAAAUUACGGAUUGAUAUUUAAACUGUGAAAGGACGUAAUUAAAUAGUUUUUCAAA